Molecule: messenger RNA, 1713 nt
Organism: Aspergillus campestris IBT 28561
Lineage: Eukaryota; Fungi; Ascomycota; Eurotiomycetes; Eurotiales; Aspergillaceae
Product: flavin monoamine oxidase family protein
Exons: 1
Coding region: 1-1713 (570 amino acids)
Biological process (GO): amino acid catabolic process
Molecular function (GO): polyamine oxidase activity; L-amino-acid oxidase activity
Source: RefSeq, a predicted model, not a curated record
AUGGCCCGGCUCCUGACCCUCGGACUGGCGCUCCUAUCCGCAGCCAACGCAAAUUCUGCGCCACGCCUGCACGACUUCGACGCCCUGGGCGCCUGGUUCGAUGGCGUCAACGCGAUCAACGCCACCAGCUCGACAAACCCUAGCGCAAAGAACACGUCUAUCGCAAUUGUUGGAGGCGGUAUCUCAGGCCUCGCGACGGCGUUGAUGCUCGACAGUGUGGGCGUACAUAACUGGGAAAUCAUCGAAGCGAGCGAUCGCGUUGGCGGACGUUUCCGCACGAAAUAUGUCGGCGACACGGAUGAGUGGGCGGAGAUGGGCCCUAUGCGACUCCCUGUCAGGGCGCACUACAAGGAUGGCGAGACGGUCGAGUAUUCAGAUCACGCUAUGGUGUUCCAGCUGGCCGAUUUGCUGAACGACAUGAACGACAACCAGAGCGAGUGGAAGAUCGACUUCAUUCCCUGGAUCCAGCACCACCCUAAUGAGCUAUAUGCGCUUGACACUCACCGACUACCCGAUGGUAGUAUCGCCCGGCGAAAGGAUGUCCUGGCGGAUUCGGAUCUGGAGAUAUCCAAUGCGCCAGGCAGCGCCGCAUACACGCACGCCUCGGACCAAAUGGACGAUAUGCUCAUGCGGAAAGAGAAAUUAAAGGCGAUGCAGCGUGAUAUCUGGCGCAUGCAUCGUCAGGCUAUGGACGAUGGUCUCGACGACUGGAGCGAGCAGGCGAUACUGCGGCAUAAGUUUGGCGCAAAUGAAAAUGUCACCGACGCCAUUUGGACGGCUAGCGACUACGAUGCGUUGUGGGAUGAACUCCACCAUAACUCGAACCUCGAACUAGACGGGAGCCCUGAUUCUCUCGGUGAGACGGAGUGGACAUGCAUUGAUCACGGGUUCAGCCGUCUGUCGGAUGCGUUCCUCCCUCACGUUCGCGAUCGCCUCACUCUCAACCGCAAGGUCAGGAAAGUGGAAAGCGUGUCGGGUCCGUCUGGAACGACGAAAACGCGUCUUUCCUGGUACCCUAGUGUCUCCAACCGGACCUUUGAGUCCAAAGAAUAUGACUACACCUUCCUGGCCCUUCCUUUCACGAUGACCCGCUUCAUGGACCUGCCGAAAUUCUCAUCCGUCCUAGACCGCGCGACCAGCGAAGCCGGCCUUCGCUUCAAGUCCGCCUGCAAAGUCGCCGUCCUGUUCUCCGAGCGGUUCUGGGAGAAAGGGCCCAAUCCCAUUUUCGGGGGCUACAGCAAGCCGGAUAGCGACCCAGUCGGAGCUUUGUAUUAUCCCGUCUACGGGCUCAACGAGUCUCGGCCCGGAAUCAUCAUGCACUACCGUGGUGGGGACUGGAGCGACCGUUUUGUGAGCUUCUCCGACGAAGAGCACGUCCAGACCGUCUUGGAUUCGAUUGCCUCGCUUCACGGGGAGCAUAUCCGAGACCUGUAUACGGGUGACUAUGAGCGAUUGUGCUGGUUACAGGACGAGCAUACCGCUACCGCGUGGUGCCGGCCUGAUGUCGAACAGCAUAAGCUGUAUAUCCCAGCGUACCAUCGCACCGAGCACAAUACGAUUUUUAUCGGCGAGCAUACCGCGCCGACCCAUGCCUGGGUCAGCUCGUCUUUACACUCUGCUGUGCGUGGAUCGGUGCAGUUACUGUUGGAUGUGGGAUUGAUCGACGAAGCAAAGGAGCUGAACAAGAGGUGGAUGGGACGGUGGAUUCAAUAG